AUGGGGAGAACGACUUUUCUACAAGCAGGGGGCGUAAAGAUUGUGCCGAUGAUUGUGGGGGACCUGAAGAGCCUCGAGGACGGCAACAAGUUCGCGGAUUUGUUGUUGGAGUAUUUCCUCCAGGAUGAAAACCUCUUCAUCAUAUCUUCAGACUUCUGCCACUGGGGACCACGGUAUUCUUACUUUUAUUUGGAGGAGCCUCAACCUGAAGACCCUAUACACGCCACCAUAGAGGGUUUUAUGAUUAUCUCGAGUCUACGGGGCUCUCCGUUUGUGGGCGGCAUCCCAUCAGCCUCUUUCUGCUUGUCAGUCUAA
Messenger RNA from Eimeria mitis, 315 nucleotides. RefSeq lists its product as uncharacterized. The coding region runs from base 1 to 315 and encodes 104 amino acids. Lineage: Eukaryota; Apicomplexa; Conoidasida; Eucoccidiorida; Eimeriidae. The record is from RefSeq and is a predicted model, not a curated record. The transcript is spliced from 5 exons.